Physcomitrium patens is the source of this 857-nucleotide messenger RNA. RefSeq lists its product as uncharacterized. The record is from RefSeq and is a predicted model, not a curated record. Lineage: Eukaryota; Viridiplantae; Streptophyta; Bryopsida; Funariales; Funariaceae. Gene Ontology annotation, molecular function: metal ion binding.
AAUGUCUGCAGUAGGAUUACCAUAUUGUCGGAACAGACCACCAGAGUCCGUAAGUCGACGCGCGUGCGCGUCUUAUCAGAAGUUGGGGCAUCGGAAUCAACGCGUACCUCCAAAAGGGGGUCGUGACGUAUGCGUCACGCUGCGGGUUCGCAGUAUUUAGCCACCAGAGUUGCUCUUUCUCCUCCAUCGCUAUAUGGUUUCGUAGGGAGAUUCGCAUUGUCAGUUCCGUCAAGACGAAUUGGUGCAUCGUCUGUAAAACAGAAUUCAUCGUUCAAGCCUUCCAGCGCCAUGGAGAACUUCCGUGACCCCCGACCGUAUUAUUUCAUAUCUGGGGACCAGAAACUCGUCUUCCUUGAUGAAAUGUUUAUCCCAGGAGUCAAGAAGGACCCCAAGUUCAUCGAGGGUGAAAUUAAAGCCAAGCCAUCCGGCUCAGCUCCGGCGAAGAAACCGGAGGAGCCUGGAGAAGUUAAAUCGAAGAUACAAACAAUUGAGCUUAACGUAAAAUUGUGCUGCGGCAACUGUGUGCGGAAUGUGAAAAAGGCUCUCGACGAUGUCGAAGGGGUGGAGAAGGUGGAUUGCGAACAGGAUCUAAACAAGGUGUAUGUGAAGUGCAGCACAAAGCCGGAGACCAUUUUGAAGAAAGUGCAGAAGGUGGACAAGCGCGCUACUCUUGCGCAGAAGAAGACGCAGAAAAAUUGAAACCACCACCAUAGCCAUCACCUUCCAUAACACUCUACACGGUCCCACACAAGUUCUCAAAGGCUUUUGGUUACGUAGCCUUGGCAGCUAUUUACCAACUUGUAACAGUUCCCAAUUGCCGACCGAAAACGAGCUCCGCUCACCAAGCAGGGCUUCGU